AUGGACAUUCUGUAUUGUUUCUAUUUGUUACUAGCACAAGCAAUAUUUGAUGUUUGCCCAUUGCUCACUGAUCUUAACCUUUUUUAUGAACCAUUAGAAUAUGAUCAACUUGAUCAUUUGCAAAGUACAGUUGCUAAUUUAAUAUUUUUACCAAAAACUGAUUUAACUUGGAGAGGAAAACAUUAUAAACAUUUAUCCAUAUCUGUGGAUGUUACUCCAGCCAUAUUUAUUUUCAAUGAAAAAAAAUCAAUGCCGUUUGUACGUGAGUAUAGUGCAGUUUUAGGAUAUUUAUCUCAUUUUGACAAACUAAUAAUUCCAAAAAUAAAUCGAACUUGCUCAAAUAUUACUGGCGAACAAGACGAUAGAGAAUCAAUUUGGCGUUUAUCUUUUUCUCAUAUUGAAUAUGAAAUAAUGAGUAAAAUCUCAAAUGAAAUAAAACAAGGAUAUAAAAUAGCAAAAGCAUUUCGAUUAGAUUCUCUAUCUUGUACACUAUUUUUACCAAUUAUGUCAAUAGUACUAGUUGCUGAUGAUUAUAAACAAGAUAUAUGGCCUGAAUUUGAACGAGGCGAUUGUUUAAUGUUUAACGAUGAAAAUAAGUUAGAAUGUUCAGAUGAUGAUUCAGCUGGUGUAGAAUUUGGUGCAACACAUGCUAUUCAAAGUUAUCAUUUAAAAAAUAUUUUUUUAGCAUAUAUUGACAAAUUAUUUUUGAAAUAA
This is a messenger RNA of Didymodactylos carnosus, 714 nucleotides long. NCBI's taxonomy places the organism in Eukaryota, Metazoa, Rotifera, Eurotatoria, Philodinida, Philodinidae. The record is from the annotation of a GenBank genome assembly.